Messenger RNA from Colias croceus (clouded yellow), 3771 nucleotides. Its product is annotated as centrosomal protein of 104 kDa. NCBI's taxonomy places the organism in Eukaryota, Metazoa, Arthropoda, Insecta, Lepidoptera, Pieridae. The transcript has 20 exons. The coding region runs from base 89 to 3451 and encodes 1120 amino acids. Gene Ontology annotation, cellular component: cilium. The record is from RefSeq and is a predicted model, not a curated record.
AUAAAGUGCAAUUCUUCUUGACACAUUUAUAAAAAAUUAAAACAUGGAAGAGAAAAUUAGAAUUUUCCGAGUCGCCAGAUAGUGUAAAAUGCCAAAACGAAUACCGUUCCACGUAGUUUAUGCAACAAGUGAAGACAGCUCGUACCCAGCAUGCGAGCUGAACUCCCAAGGGCCCGCCGUCCGCGGCUGGCGGAGCGCCGGGCCUCCGCCCCACGAGCUUCUCCUUCGACUAUCUGCUGUCACGAGUAUACACAAGUUACAGCUGCUUGCUCAUCAUCAGCUUAUACCGGCAUGCGUAGAAGUGCUGGUAUCUGGUGGUCUCCUAUCAGAGGGCGCUGCGACCCCCUGCGGAGCCACUUACACCAGCGUGGGCAGAGUCACCCUCGUGAGACCCGCACCGCAGGCAAGGACGAGGGAAUUAAGAUCAGCAGCACUUCCAGAACCAACUGUAGCUAGAUUCGUGAAGCUCAGAUUAUCAGGGCCACAUCCACCAGCUAAAGAAGAUGACCAGGUAGCAUUAAUGGCAGUAAACGUUCUCGGAGAUGAAGUGGAAGAAGAAAUUAAAGCAGAAAACAGUCCAGCAGCUAAAGCAGAAGUCAGCUUCUCUCCAUAUGACGAUCUGGCAUUUAUUAUGUACGUUGAUAAUGAAAUAGCUGACUUAGUGAGGAACUUGGAUGAAAAGAAACGGGUCGCUGUUGCUGAGGAGCGUUUCGAAUACGCAAGACGUCUUAAAUCCGCGGGCUCUGCGCUCGCGGCCGCCGGUAUACGCAUUGGUCGUUGGCGCUUGCGCAAGCGCACCGCAGCUGCGAGAGAUGACUUCGAGCUCGCGAGGCGCAUGCGUGAUAGGAUCGCGGAUGCGUUAGUGGGGGUUAAGGAAGAUCCCGAACUAUUGAGACUAUUUGAAGAUGAUGGGCCGGACUCCCGAAACGACUCAUCAAUGCCACAAGCGUACGACUUCUCUCACCACCUGUCCCCAUCCGUGGCUGCCGGUGCCAUGAGCCUGGACAUCCCGUCCCCAGUCCCACCGAUAGAACAUGAAGAUAAUCAGUUCAAUGGGCUGGAUGAACCUGACCAUAUUUCUGCCUCUCCCGUCCACAUUCUACAAGAAGAUACACAACCAGAGCCAGAAGUUAUACAGAUAGCACAAGAAGAAGAAGAGAAAGUAGAUGUUCAAAAGAAAGAAGAAGAAGAAUUGCGGAAAGAUACAGACAGCCCAAGGAGAAGCAUCACUCCUAACGCUGCCAAUGGUUCCUUGAUACGAAGAAGAAAUAAAAGUGCUGGCCCGAGAUCAACGUUCGAAGCGUAUGAAGAAAGAUUAUUACCAGCACUAAGACAUUCGCACACAAACGAAUACCUACGAGAUACUCGCGAGGAGGAAGGCAGCGCGACGGGCACGUCUCACGCGCGCGCCGUCCACAAGCUGAAUGAGAGGGAACGCAAGCAGGCCGCGCUACCUAUACUUAUUUUUGGAUACCCUCUUGUAGAAAAGUUCUUCUCGAAAAACUAUUUGGAUAAAGAAGAAGGUCUAGCCCGUCUUCGAGCUGAACUAACCUCUCCAUCGAACGGGAGCACCAAAACGUCUCCGAACAAGACUGCAAGAGCCGCCGCCAUUUUGUUACAGAGGGCGCUGAGGGAUAAAGUGUUUUCAGUUUAUAGUCAAGCGAAUGAAGUGGUUAGGGUACUGUUUAAAGACUUUGUGCCGGAUCGGGUAUGUGCAGCGGAAGUAGGCCGUUGCUUAGAGAGGCUACUACCAGAACUCCUGCGCGCGUGCGGCGACCCCGCGCCGCGCGUGCACUCCACCGCGCAGCACACCGUGCUCACUGUGGCCGACUGCCCACACGUCAGGAGCUUACAUAUUAUACCACAACAGCUGGUGAGACCAGUAGCGGCAUCUAUGCAUCCAAGGCUAGCGCUGUCUCGUCUGCAAAUGCUGGAACAACUUAUACUAAGCCACGGAAUAUCGACUGACAAGAACAGUGGGCUAACAGUCCGCCGCCUAGCUGAAUGCGGUGCGGCGGGCGCGCAACACGCAGCGGGUGCGGUGCGCGCAGCGGCUGAACGCAUCCUCCUCGCGGCAUACGCACGUUCGCCGCGCGUAGUGCGUGCGCAACUACCGCCCGAUGAUGCGGUGACGAGACGCAACUUGAUCUAUCGGCAUUUGUUCCAGCAGUUUGAUAGGAUUGAUAUGCAGAAAAUUUUAAACCAAGCACCCACCGAAGAACAAAUUCUUAACGGCACCGAAUCAGUAGACUCCACGCUCGAAGCCAGCACAGCACAAUCCACCCGCAGUGGUACCACCGUCAGUGGAAUGUCUACUUCCCUUGGAAUGACUGCCUCCAUGGACGCUACGUCAUCAUACACGUUGAAAUCCAGCGCCAGCAGCGCUACACUAGCGCCAUCUAGUUUAAGUGGUAGUUUUACCACUUCUAGAACAAAGAGUAGUUUGAAGAAAACAUCGACUAAGAAGUAUGCAACGACUCGACCGUCGAAGGAUAGUACUAAUUACCCCGGAUAUAAUAAGUUGAGAUUGGACAGCGCUGUGAGUCCGAAACAUUCGCCGCGGCCAUCUACUGUUGGAAAUGAGAAGGUCCACUUCCAAGAAAGCCAAACAGAAGAAGUUAUAUACCGUCGAUCAAAUAGAAACUUCGAGAAUCGCCAUUCCAUGAUACAUUACGACCACGACCCCUCUAAGCCUAACCUAAAAGAGCGUCCAGCUACAGUUUAUGAACCCUUACAUCUAGAAUACAGAGAUUCACCAACUUUAGGCUCUCCAAAAACUUCUAAAAAUGAACUCAGAAGUUUGGAUUCCCUGCCUAUAGAUUCUCCUCAGCUUUCCAGAAUGGAUUUACGAGAUUCUGAUAGAAGUCUAGAUUCCCCAAAAUUGAGAGCAGAUUACUUUAGAGAUACUGGUCUAGAGUCACCAAAAUUAGUAGCUGGGGUCAGAAACAUGCACUUGGAUGAUCACAGCCAAAUGGACGAGAGUGGAUAUUAUAGCCCAGGAAGACGACAACAAGUGAACGAGACUCAUUUCGAUGUGUAUGAGGCGGUCGGCACGGAAGCAAGCACAGAGACAACCCCUGAACCGGUUUGCAAUACAUCAUGCACGUGGUGCGGACGGCGCGUGCGUGCAGCUGCGUUAGAGACGCACUACUGGCGUCGCUGCGUCGUACUCGCGCGGUGUCCACACUGCCGCCUCGCGCUUGAAGCGCGCGCGCUGCACACACACUUACUGGAAGAAUGUUCAAUGAGCGAAGGUCUAUGGAAAGCUUGUCAGAAAUGCGGCGCCGCGCUACGAACUGACGAGAGCGAUUAUCAUGCGAACUGCAUCCCUCUUGGCCUGGACGAAUGGAAAUGCCCAUAUUGUUUCACAAACGUACUGGCCCGGGAUCUUCCUUGGCAGAGGCAUCUAAUGCAAUGUCCAAGGAAUCCGCGACUAACGCAAUCUUCGUAAUUUAUUCUUCAGUAACUUCAUCAUCAUCAUCUUCACCUGGUGUUCUAUGAGUGAAAACUUUAAUAGCAAAAGUGUGAAUUAAUGUUCAGUUCGAUUUUAUAACUCGUAGUUACUUUACUUUUUUAUAUAAAUUGUGUUGAAAUAUGUAUGUGUAAGUUGUGAUCGGUACACGCAAAACAAAAAGUUGUGUUUUAUAGAAUGCGUUAACGGCCACACUCGCGGUAGCCUAUAACACCAAGCCUACGAAUAAUUCCUCUAUUACAUUUAUUUAAAAUGUCCGGAUUACAAUUAUUUAUAAAUGUUUUAUCUGUUUAUCUGCA